Messenger RNA from Gambusia affinis (western mosquitofish), 3976 nucleotides. It is a transcript of the gene atxn10, whose product is annotated as ataxin 10. The record is from RefSeq and is a predicted model, not a curated record. Bases 33 to 1496 code for a protein of 487 amino acids. The transcript has 11 exons. Gene Ontology annotation, cellular component: cytosol. Lineage: Eukaryota; Metazoa; Chordata; Actinopteri; Cyprinodontiformes; Poeciliidae. Gene Ontology annotation, biological process: neuron projection development.
CCCGCCCACAUUCAUGACGCAGCUAGGGAAACAUGGCAGAUUCCAUCGAUGACAAGCAGAAAAUAUCAGCGGUUCUCGCUGACAUUUUGAAUGCGAAACAGUGCUCCGAACACCUGCGGGGGUUGAAAACGUUUACAAGUGCGCUGAAAGAUGCAGAAUACAGGGAUGCCGUGGGGGAGGACGUUUUCUCUGAUCUCCUCAAGGUCCUCAUCAGGCUGCUUGAAGGCCUGCAGAGUGCGAGCGAAAGCGGCGAUGACGACGCGCGGCCCCCUGCCCUGCAGCUCCAGCUCACAGCCGAGUGCUUCAGGUCCCAGAGGAACUCCUGCGUUCAAAGCCCACGCAACCAGAAACUGCUUAGGGAGCUUGGAUUCAUUGGUAUAUCCCUUAAACUCCUAAGUUUUCUUCAGACCCUAAAUUUGGAGACCAAAGACGCCUUAUAUGAACCUCUUCGCUGUGGGAUCCAGUUUCUUGGAAACCUCGCUGUCGGAAACCAGAUGAGCAAGGAUGAAGUCUGGCGGCUCAGCUUCCCCGACAUCCUCCUGCAGCUGCUCUGUAUCGAUGAUGAGAAGGUGGUGAACUACACCUCCAUGGUUCUCCACACGUGUCUGGAUGAGGCCAAAGUGGAGGAUCUGUCAAAGCCGCAGAACAUCAAGCUGGCUCUCAAAGUGAUGGAGCUGUGCAGGACCCAGCCUGACCUGGACUGGACUGUCCUGAUGGCAACUCAGCAUUUUCUCAAAUCUUCAGCUCUGGUGGAAAGCAUGUAUUCUGGGAUGUCCCAUCAUGACAGAGUAACUCUCUUGGAGCUGCUGUUGGCCCAGUUAAGAGAAGAGGGUUCAGAGGGCGGUGGUGUUCCCCCCAGUGUGGCCCAUUUCCUGGCCAGUUCCUUCCAGAAAGAUUGCGGGGCGGUUCUCACGCUCGCGACCGGUUCUGCUUCCAGCAACGAGGUCCUGCAGGAGGCGCUAACAGUGAUAAGUCUGCUGGACGUGCUGUGUGAGAUGACCUCAGACCACAAGCAGUUCAUGUUCCUGCAGGACCACCCCGAUCUUCUAGAGACCACCGUUGAGCUUCUGGAGCAAGUGCAUGCUAUCGGGAAGGCCAGUAGGAAUAUUUUCAGCGCCACUCAGAACUUCUCCCCCUUUACCGGAGAGGAAGACCCGGCCUCGGAUUCCCCGGUGGUCAACUUUAAGGCCCACCUCAUCAGGCUCAUAGGAAACCUCUGCCACGGCAACACCAGCAACCAGAACAAGGUUAGGGAACUGGAUGGCAUCCCACUCAUCUUGGACAACUGCAACAUUGACAGCAACAACCCUUUCAUCAGCCAGUGGGCCAUCUUCGCCAUCAGGAACCUUCUGGAAAACAACCAGCAGAACCAGGAGCUGGUGGCUGCUGUGGAGAGGCGCGGCCCGGUGGACCACUCCGCGCUCAGGGAGCUGGGCUUCCUCGUUGAGGAGCGAGAUGGAAGCUUGCUGUUCAAAACUGUGAGGAAAGACUCCUAAAGACGUCGGAAGAUGAAGGUUCUCUCAACCCAUCAGUGGGUUUUAAAGCAGAGCAGCUAAAGAAAUGUGCAUUUACCCAGUAGAGAUGCUUUUACCCACAAUCCUUAAAUCAGAAAAGUCUGUACAAUGAACUUUUCUACCUCUCCAAAGUGAUUCCAUAGACUUAAGACCCUACGAGGUCUGCAUGCUAUAAGACGCAGAUGUCAGGAGCUCCAAGUCUGGGGAAUGAGGAGUCGGUGAGUGGCAAACACACGCUGGCACCUCUCGGAGACGUCGAUGUUUUGUGGUUUAAUCCAAAGACAAGAGCACCGCAGGGUCGAGGCUUUCUGGCUUUUCGAACGCGGUUCAGGUUACCAGCAGGCGCUGGCGUUUAAUCUCAGGCCCAAACGUGGCUUUUGCCGUUACCAUGAAAGAGAAUGUCUAAAACGUGAGGUAAUCUACCCCCUGGCGGCCUAGCCUAAUUAAAAUAUCGUGGCCGCGGGAUGAAGCUCUGCUUAUUAAACCGCUUAAAAUAACUGCGUGUCCGACUAGACCCAUUAUUAGGAUUGUAGGGAGAAAACAUCUAAUCCAAGAAUAAAACUUGAAGCUGUGACCGCGAGGUGGGAAAUGCAUCUUAAUUGGAGACUUUUUUUUUCCUCCUUUUUUUUUUUUUUUUUUUCAGAAAUCAACCCAAAAAAAUAAAAAAAAUAAACAAAAGCAUAGCAACCUAUAGUACCCUAUUGGUUCUUGGCACCUGUAGUAAAAAUGUGUAAGAAGCUUAGACAUUCAUCUUUUACUGCAGCACCAGAUUCUCACUGAAAAAAUGUAAGUAAAAGUCCAUCCAGCUGACAGAAAAUGUUACAUGCAAGCGGAGUUUGAAUGCUGUGUUAAAAGUCUACCAGAUAUUUCACCCAAGUAGUCCUGCAGCGCAAAAACACAAAAUCUUGUCAAGUAUUUUUGGUCUAGUUUCUGGUACAAAUAUCAUGUUGCUAGUUCUACUGGCAGAUUUGUUUUACUUAUGAGGGAAAAUGUUGUGUCUUUAAGUUAAAUAAUCUCAGUGGAACCAUUUUUUUAUUUUAUUUUAUAAUUUUUUUUUUUUACUUAAAACAAGCUUUAUCAUGCGGGAAAGUUAUGUGUACGUUAGUUUUGUCUUAUUUCAAGUAUACUAAGGUAUUGGCACGAGAAACUAGACCAAAAAUACUCGACAAGAUUUUGUGCUUUGGUAGUGUAUUGUGUUUCAAUAUUUUGUCCAGCUCCCAAAAAGACUGAGACAAAGAAGAUUGGUAGAUCUGUGAUGCUGUAGGCUUGUGAUUUAAAAAAAUAAAUAAAAAUGUUUCUAGGAAUCCUGUAAUGGACCCUAGUCUUUGGAACAGUAGGCAAUUUUAAAUAACAACGUGGUGGGCUCGUAACUGCAAACUUAAAAAUGCAACCAUUAGGAAUCUAAAGCAUGCAGCCAAAUCAUCACAGAAAUGAUUGAUCAGACAAAAAUGUAUCUUCUGCUACAACGAUCUAACCUGAAUUCAACAGAAAAGCUUUGGGGGGAACUGACAAGAACAAAUCCUAAAAGAGUGUAGCUUUAGCUCAAUUGGAGACCAAAUUGUAACGUGUAGUAGUUUGUUUUCACACUGCUCUGUGUCAAACAAUCCAAACUAAUUGAAAAACCUGUUUACUGCUUUCCUUGUGGUGGCGCUGCAACAGGAACCACUGAAGGAAAAGACUCUGAACAAUUCAUUCUUCACAAAAUGGAUUGGCGCUUGUAGGAUUCCUCUUGUUGUCUUUGGUAAACAACCAGGAUCCAUUUCUGUUUGAUUGUAUUUGCCCUGCGCCACAAUCCGCUUUGUGCUUUUGGAGCGGUCUCUGCAUUCACACAUGCUUUCAAACUACACCAGAGUUUACUUCGACCGAAACGAGACCUAGGUUCUUAGGUGGACUAGAGUUGGCUUUUUUGGUUCGGAUCAGAGUUUGAUUUAAUUGCCCAAAUUAACCGAACCUUCUUACGCAAAUGGACUAAUGUUUGAUUAAAACGUAAUUGGUGUGAACGCACUCUCAAACUUAUCUCCAGUAAUUAUGCAGAGAGGUUCGAUAAGUUAUUGGCUCUUUUUUUUUCUUCCUGUUUUCAGUGUGAGCUUGUGCAACUGCAAGAUAAGAUGACAAUUUUAGAUCCUUGUUAAACCUCUUUAGCAGGGGUUCCAGUAAUUGUCACUUUUCUAAACUACUGUUGUCUUUUCUGAAACUUUUGUUUUGUGUUUAGGUAUUCAAGAUUUCUUGUUUUGCACAUCUGAGAAAACAUCUGUGCAUAUGCAUGCUUUAAAGAUAUAUACAUGUAUAUGAAAAAAACAAAACUGCCUAACAUGAGUUUAUAACUGCACUUCUACUAGCUUUGGCACUGAAGGGUUUAUUGCUCGAUAGUGGGGAUUUCCACUACGUCUUCCAUGUAUAAUAAGCUGAUGGCAUGCAUCAUAAAUCGUUAACCAUCUCAUUAAAAUCAAAUCUAAACAGCC